ACUUUCCCCUGUUUCGUCUUCUUCAAAGUUCAAACAUUUCACCAUAACUUUCUUCUCAGAACCUCCAAUCAAUCUGCCCCGCCAUUCCCUCCUCAAUUCUAUCUCCCUCUUAUCUUAAUAACCCACUUCCAUUUUCUUAUGUAAUUUCAUGUUCUCGCUUCCAUGGCCUCCCUCUGCUUUCCAUUCCCAUCUCUUCUUCUUCUUUUUCUUCUUAGCCCUUCUUUUGCCGUUGCUCAGACAACAAACCCAAAUAUAACUUUAGGCAAAUCUCUCACUGCUCAUUCCGGCGAUUCCUUCUGGUCCUCUGCUUCUGGUGAUUUUGCUUUCGGUUUUCGUCAAGCUUUAGGGGGAGACUAUUUGUUAGCAAUUUGGUUCAAUAAAAUUGAUGAUAAAACCGUCGUUUGGUCUGCUAAUCGGGACAAAUUAGCGCCGGAAGGUUCCACCGUUGUACUUACAAAAAGUGGUCAACUCGUCCUCAACGACCCUGCCGGCAAGCAAAUCUGGGCUUCAACUUUUACGGCUACUAAUCAAUCUGUUUCCUUUGCAGUCCUUCUUGAUAAUGGAAAUUUCAUUCUCGCAGCUAACGAUUCUGAAAUUGUUUGGCAAAGCUUCGAUUACCCGACAGAUACGAUUUUACCGUCACAGAUUCUGAAUAAGGGAAAAAAACUGGUUGCUUCUUAUUCAGAAACGAAUUACUCAAGUGGGAGAUUUGAAUUUUCUAUGCAAACUGAUGGGAAUCUCGUGCUUUACACAAGAAAUUUUCCUUCCGAUGUACUAAGUACAGAUUAUUGGUCACCUAACACUCAGAGUUUCGGCUUUCAAGUGGUCUUCAACCUCUCUGGUUCUAUUGUUCUCAUCGCAGAGAAUAAAACCAUUCUCAACAAUCUCUCAUCAAAUAAUCCCACAGCUCAAACUUUCUACCAGCGAGCAAUUUUGGAACAUGAUGGGGUUUUUAGACAUUAUAUUUACCCAAGGAGCGGCACCGGAAGAAACUCAUCUUGGCCUAAAGCUUGGUCGGUGUCGAAAUUCAUUCCUUCCAACAUAUGUUUGGCAAUUAGUGAAGGUUCGGACAGUGGAGCUUGUGGGUUCAAUAGCUACUGCAGGCUUGGGGAUGAUCAAAAGCCAUUUUGCACUUGUCCUGAUGGGUAUGUCUUGCUUGAUCCAAAUGAUGUAACAAAAAGUUGUAAACCCAAUUUUGUUCCUCAAAGCUGUGCGUAUCCUGAAAUUGAUAACUUUGAUUUUGUUUCUAUGGACAAUACGGAUUGGCCUCAAUCUGAUUACGGCCAUUACCUACCAGUCAAUGAAGAUUGGUGCAGAAACGAAUGUUUAAAAGAUUGUUUUUGUGCGGCAGCCAUUUUUAGAGAUGGAAAUUGUUGGAAGAAGAAGUUCCCACUUUCAUUUGGGAAAAUGGAUUAUAGCGUGGGAGGAAAAGCUCUUAUCAAAAUCAGGAGAAGCAAUUCAACUCUGCAAUCUCAAAACCUUGACAAGAAUUGCAAUAACAAAACAAAGAUAGUCAUUGGAUCAGUUUUGUUAGGAAGCUCUUUAUUUCUUAAUAUCCUCUUAUUCCUACUCACUUUAUUGAUCGGCCAUCGAUUCAGUAGAAGGAAAUUAAAGUUUAAUGGAGAAGACCCUUUCAUUUUAGGUGUGAAUCUAAGAGCUUUUAGCUAUGAAGCGCUUAACAAAGCCACUAAGGGAUUCAAAGAGCAACUGGGAAGUGGUGCAUUUGCUACUGUUUAUAAAGGGACUCUUGAUGACAACAACUUGGUGGCAGUUAAAAAGUUGGAGAACAUAGCGAAGGGAGGAUCGGGAGAGAAUGAAUUUAAAGUUGAAGUAAGUGCGAUUGCUCGAUCAAACCAUAAGAAUUUGGUUAAAUUAGUUGGUUUUUGUAACGAAGGAGAACACAGAAUGUUGGUUUAUGAGUUCAUGGAAAAUGGGUCUCUUGCAGAUUUUCUUUUUAAGCCUUCAAAGCCAACUUGGUAUACAAGAAUUCAGCUUGUUUUAGGAAUUGCAAGAGGGUUAAGUUACUUACAUGAAGAGUGCAGUACUCAGAUCAUUCAUUGUGAUAUCAAGCCACAAAACAUCCUUCUUGAUGACAGUUAUGGUGCAAAAAUUGCAGAUUUUGGAUUGGCUAAACUUCUGAAGAAAGAUCAAACACGAACCAUGACUGCAAUUAGAGGAACAAAAGGGUAUGUGGCUCCUGAAUGGUUUAGAAGCUUUCCCAUUACAGUGAAAGUUGAUGUUUAUAGCUUUGGGAUUCUGUUGCUGGAGAUAAUCUGUUGUAGAAAGAAUUUUGAAAUGGAAACAGAAGACGAAGAUGAAAUGAUACUAAGUGAUUGGGUAUAUGAUUGUAUGAAUGAGAAGGAAAUUGAGAAGUUGGUAAGAGAUGAUGAAGAAGCAAGAGAUGAUAUGAAGAGAGUGGAGAGAUUUGUUAAGAUUGGAAUAUGGUGUAUUCAGGAGGAGCCAUCUCUAAGGCCAUCCAUGAAGAAAGUGGUACAAAUGCUUGAAGGUGCAGUUGAAGUAUCAACUCCUCCUGAUCCAUCUUCAUUUAUUAGUGCAAUUAAGUAAUAACAUUGUCUCUUUCUCUUCUUCCAUAUUUUAUGUAUAAUCCAAUGACUCAUCUGCAUUAUCAUAUAGUCAUGUAUGUAAAUAAAAUUUAGCAAGUUCAUUGAAAUAGUUGAAAACUAAAAUGCCCCUCAGGUUACGUUGUCA
This is a messenger RNA of Cucumis melo (muskmelon), 2709 nucleotides long. Its product is annotated as G-type lectin S-receptor-like serine/threonine-protein kinase LECRK3. Lineage: Eukaryota; Viridiplantae; Streptophyta; Magnoliopsida; Cucurbitales; Cucurbitaceae. Bases 163 to 2565 code for a protein of 800 amino acids. The record is from RefSeq and is a predicted model, not a curated record. The transcript has a single exon. Gene Ontology annotation, biological process: protein phosphorylation. Gene Ontology annotation, molecular function: protein serine/threonine kinase activity; ATP binding.